UGUCACUUUGGACAAAAGCAUAUGCUAUAUAAAUUAAAUUAGGUUAAAUUAAAAUGUCUUAUACCAUGUAACUCCAUAACAGCCUCAGCAUUUCAGAAACUUUCAUACACUGAAAAUGGGUAUCAUAGCAUAGCAUGGUAUUUGGUGGGUAGCAUAAUGUCUCUAAGUAAAAGAUACAAACAGCACCAAAAACCAUCUUCUGACACUGAUAUUGCAAAAAUAUCAUGUAGCUGAGAAGUCAGCUUGUCUGCAGAUUUCAGUACAAAGCCUGCUGCACUCAAGGCAUUCUUGCAUUUUCACAUUUUGAUUUCCAGCAGGAUUCAGUCCCGCAGUCAUGGAGUACCAAGCCAACGUGAUGACCAGCCAGCCUCAGGUCACCAUCACCAGCUACACCAUGACCUCCCAGUCUUCGGAAUGGAGCUCGAACUUGUGUGACUGUUGUCAAGACUGUGGCAUCUGCCUUUGUGGAGCAUUCAUCCCCUGCGUCCUGGGCUGUAAGGUAGCAGAGGACCAUGGGGAAACCUGCUGCCUGGUCUUCCUGCCUGGUGCAUUAGUUGCCCUAAGAACCAGCAUCCGAGACAAGUACAGAAUCUCUGGAUCUAUAUGUGGUGACUGGGUUGUCAUGUCUUGUGUGCCUCUAUGUGGACUCUGUCAGAUGGCAAGAGAGCAAAGGAUGAGAAGCUGAUCAUGUGACUCAGAAGGGAGGGGCCAUGUGAAACUACAAUGGCUGAAAUGUUCCACUCGCCAUCAUCAGCUGGUCACAGCUUUUUGUUGGACAUUCACUGAUUUUAAGUUCUAACUAAACUUAAUCUAGCUAAACUGUUCUAACUAAUUUUAAGUAAAUUCUGUUAAGGUGAAUCUAAGAUAUGACAAUGUCCACAGAUUAAAUCAUUACAAUUCAGUUAAUAUUCAUGUUAAUACAGGAUUUUAUUAGUCAGUGAUUGUUAUAGAAGUUAUUCCAAUAAGCCCUUUUUUGUAAUUCUGACCAUAGCAUCACAUUAUUUUAACAGCUGUCUGAAACGUCUGACAUAUCUUACAGUAUUUUACAAUGAUAUCUGUGUCAUGGAAUGCAGGUGUACCUACAUGAAAAACAGUCUGAAAAAUGCUGGCAGAAAAGCAGAUUAAUUAAGAUAAAUCAAAUGGUAAAUUACAAUUAAUUACAAAUAAUAA
Molecule: messenger RNA, 1170 nt
Organism: Brienomyrus brachyistius
Lineage: Eukaryota; Metazoa; Chordata; Actinopteri; Osteoglossiformes; Mormyridae
Gene: cnfn
Product: cornifelin
Exons: 3
Coding region: 335-685 (116 amino acids)
Cellular component (GO): cornified envelope
Source: RefSeq, a predicted model, not a curated record